Messenger RNA from Neltuma alba, 1412 nucleotides. Its product is annotated as arp2/3 complex-activating protein rickA-like. The transcript is spliced from 2 exons. The coding region runs from base 85 to 870 and encodes 261 amino acids. NCBI's taxonomy places the organism in Eukaryota, Viridiplantae, Streptophyta, Magnoliopsida, Fabales, Fabaceae. The record is from RefSeq and is a predicted model, not a curated record.
CCCUAAUUCUGUUUCUUCCCUCUCGUUGCUCUCCUCUUCUCUCGCUGAAAAUACAUCUAAUUUGUCAUCUUUGAGAUUCAGAGCAUGGACAAUCAACGCAGCCCUCAGCUUAGUUGGGCUUACUUCUGGCAGGGAAAGUCAAUGGACGAACUGAGGCAGUCCCUCUUGUACACCACUCUAGAGCUGGAAGAAACAAAGGCCGCAGCACAUGAGGAACUCAGAAAGAGGGACGAUCAACUCGUCAAUCUCAAGGAUCUGCUUAACAAAACCAUUAAAGAAAGAGACGAAGCGCGCGAGAAAUGCCACAAACUUCUGUUGGACAAGCUUGUUUUGCAGCAGCAGCAACAAGCUCCUCUUUCUGGAGUUUCCAGCAUUGAAGACGAACCCAGAAGGGGAAUUGACUCCAACAAUGGCCUCUCUUCAUCAGACUGUGAAGAAAGUAUUGUUUCUUCUCCAGUUAUUGACCAUCUCCCUCAACCCCAAUUGCCACCAGCACCCCCAUUAACGGCGACUCAAUCCAUGAUUGAGUUGGCUCCUGAAAAGCCAUUACCAGAAAAAGGCAAGCUUUUGCAGGCAGUGAUGAAAGCAGGCCCUCUGCUUCAGACUCUGCUUUUGGCGGGACCGCUUCCUCAAUGGAGACACCCACCACCCCCACUUGAUUCCUUCGAGAUUCCUCCGGUCACCAUUCCUUCACCACCGCCGCCGCCGCCAUCAUUACCACCGCAGCUUCUCCUCCAAGAUUCCUUUAUCCAUACUAACGGUGUUAGCAGCACUCCGACCAACUGUGGAAGAAUUAGUAGAAAGAGGGCAUUUUGUCAGGGCUCUGAGAAUCCUACAGAGGCCAAGUACCAAAGGGUUGUACUCCCUUGACCGCCAGAUUUGCCCAAUUAAUUUAUGAUUUUGCAUAUUUACUAGUUAAUAGGAUCAAAGGUUAGAACUUUAGCGCAAGGAAUUGAAAAUGGCAAGCUGGGCGUGCCGUAUGUGACUGAUCUAGCAUCUGUACAGUGGUUUGUUCUAGAGAGGAAGUUAUUCGGAUUUAACUGGUUAAUUAAGACAUAGGCUUUGAGGCAAUUUUAUUUUGGGUGAAGAAUAUGUAAUGGGCAUUUUGGCCUCUUCACAUUUAGUUUUGAUUUGCCUUCUCUGAAUCUGCAAUGUAACUAAUUAGAUAGUUUAGCUCAGCAAGUGAUGAGAGUGUGUGUGGAUGUUUGUGUGAGAUUGAUCCGUAAGGGAGGGAUGGGUGUGGAGUCGUUGGGAUUGGGAGAUGGGUGGGACUGCGGCCAACGACCAAAGGGAAGGUUUUGAGCCCUGCUUGUCGGGUUAUGAGGACCCACAAAUCAGAAUCAGGAUCUGUUAUUAGUGUAGUGUAUGAUUACUCUCUCCCUUUCAUGUUAUUUACUACAAAUAUUUCUGUU